UUUGGGGUAGCACGAGGGGUUAAUUUUUUUUGUCAACAACUAACGAUAUUAGGGAGAUCUGCUGUCGGAGUAGAGAAACUGAAGAUCUAUUUUAUUGUGUAGACUUCAGAGAGAAAAAGAGGAAGAGAAAUGGGGUGCUCAAUAUCUGGGUUGAAUAAUUUGUAUGAUGCAGUGAAUGGAGGUGGAGAUAUAUGGAUCAAUGAAAAUCGUUUUAGAAUCGUUAAACAAAUCGGUGAAGGUGGUUCUGAUUCUCUUUAUUUAGUUAAAGAGAUCCGUAAUGAAUCAGCUGUCGGUGGUGGUUUGAGCAAGAAAAUUAAAGACCCUUCUCAUGUUUCAGCUGAUGGAAGUUAUUCAAUUAAGAAAGUUUUAAUUGAGAAUGAAGAACAAUUAGAGACUGUGAGAGAAGAAAUUCGUGUUUCUUCUUUGUUUAGUCAUCCCAAUCUUCUUCCUCUUCUCGAUCAUGCUAUCAUUUCUGUCAAGGUCGCAACAGAUAAAACCUGGAAUAACGAAGCAUACUUGCUAUUUCCAGCUCAUUUGGAGGGAACCGUGGUGGAUCAUGCGAAAGCUAUGAAAAUAAAGAAUGAACGAUUUUCUACGAAGGAAGUUCUCCAGAUAUUCCGGCAGUUAUGUGCAGGACUGAAGUACAUGCACAGUCUUGACCCUCCCUAUGCACAUAAUGCCAUCAAACCAGGAAAUGUUCUUCUCACAAACAAAAAGGGGCAAUCACCACUUGCCAUAUUGAUGGACUUUGAAAGUGCUAGGCCUGCAAGAAAGGAAAUUCAAUCUCAAUCCGAGGCACUGAAAUUGCAGGAAUGGGCAGCCCAGCACUGUCCUGAACUUUUCCGAGCUCCUGAGUUGUGGGAUUGCACAAGCCGUUCGAGUAUUGACGAGAGAACAGAUAUUUGGUCUCUUGGGUGUACUUUAUAUGCCAUAAUGUAUGGGCAAUCUCCAUUUGAGUAUGUGCUCGAGGAAGCUGAAGGUAACUUACAGUUCGCAAUUGAAAAUGCACAAAUAAAGUGGCCAGUCGAGCCCAAAUCUGCAUACCCGGAACCACUUCAUCAAUUCAUUAAAUGGAUGCUCCAGCCACCCACACUCCGUCCUCGCAUCGAUGACAUCAUUAUUCAUGUUGACAAGCUGAUCACAAAGUAUUCAACUUAAAUUUCAAAAUUACGAGCAUUUCCUCAUAGUAAAGGUCGAGUUGCAAAAAUUUACAGGUGAAAGUACAACCCUAUAGAUGUCAAAAAAACGGUGAAUUGGUAGUGUAAGUUAUUGAGUUCUCAUCCUUCUUUUUCUUUUUGUACUUUUGGCUUACCGUUUCUUAUUUAUGUUGUCUAAAGUUAAAACCUUUUUGUUAUUAUUUAUUGUACUAAAUAGCAAAUGUGAGCUUGUUUCUCCGGCUCUUUUCCAAAUUCGAUUUCGUACUCCUGUGGGUUGUUUUGUACUAUGAACUACCCGCUAGAGAUCAUCUUGAUUGAUCUUAUGAAAUUUCUUUUGCCCCUAA
Molecule: messenger RNA, 1501 nt
Organism: Papaver somniferum (opium poppy)
Lineage: Eukaryota; Viridiplantae; Streptophyta; Magnoliopsida; Ranunculales; Papaveraceae
Product: serine/threonine-protein kinase 16-like
Exons: 6
Coding region: 130-1158 (342 amino acids)
Biological process (GO): protein phosphorylation
Cellular component (GO): cytoplasm
Molecular function (GO): ATP binding; protein serine/threonine kinase activity
Source: RefSeq, a predicted model, not a curated record